Molecule: messenger RNA, 6500 nt
Organism: Corvus hawaiiensis (hawaiian crow)
Lineage: Eukaryota; Metazoa; Chordata; Aves; Passeriformes; Corvidae
Product: toll-like receptor 7
Exons: 3
Coding region: 1-3396 (1131 amino acids)
Biological process (GO): toll-like receptor 7 signaling pathway; canonical NF-kappaB signal transduction; defense response to virus
Cellular component (GO): plasma membrane
Molecular function (GO): pattern recognition receptor activity; protein binding
Source: RefSeq, a predicted model, not a curated record
AUGUCAUGUUACAUUCUCCUCUGCACCUCAGCUGAACCACUGGAAACCACUUUAGUGCUGUUCUCUCCUGCUCCGUUUUACAGUCUCUUCCAGCAUCUAAUCUGCCAGACCUGGAAGCACACAGAAAAUGAAAGGCUACUGGACUUGUAUGUGCAGCAGCUGCCAGUAUUGCCAUCUGUGACUGCAGGUUCUGUGUCCAUGGCUGGUGACAGCCAGCACUUCAUGGUCUGCUGUGGUGCGUGUCAUCAGAUGCAGAAUAAAUGUGCAAAGAUGUCAAAUGCAUUGCCAUUUAUCCUGCUCUUCAUAUUCCCAAUGCUGCUGUCAGGGGCUUGGUUUCCCAAAACUUUACCCUGUGAUGUUAAGUCCUCAGAAGGCACUGUGACAGUGGACUGCACUGAUCGGCGCCUUACAGAAGUUCCCAGAGGGAUCCCUGGAAACGUUACCAACCUUACCCUGAGUAUUAACCAUAUCCCCCACAUCUACCCAACAUCCUUUGAUCAUCUUGAAAACCUCCAGGAGAUUGACUUCAGAUGCAACUGUGUGCCUGUCAAACUUGGCCCCAAAAAUCAUGUGUGCACUAGCAGACUGAGGAUUGAGACUGGUAGUUUUGCUGCCCUGACAAGACUGAAGUCAUUGUAUUUGGAUGCAAACCAGCUGGCAGAAAUACCCCGAGGUCUUCCUGCUACUUUAACCCUGCUGAGCCUGGAAGCAAACAGUAUCUUUUCUAUCCAUGAAGCCAGCUUCUCAGAGCUAGGAAACAUAGAGGUAUUGUAUCUUGGACAGAACUGUUACUACCGCAAUCCAUGCAACGUUUCAUUUGAAAUUGAGAAAACAGCCUUUCUGGGGCUGAAAAAGUUAACAAUACUAUCCCUGAAGUCCAACAACUUAACACAUAUUCCACCCAAUUUGUCAUCUACUUUAAAGGAAUUGUAUAUUUACAACAACAUGAUUCAAGUGAUUCACGAACAGGAUUUAAGUGGCCUUUCCAAUCUAGAAAUUCUUGACCUAAGUGGCAAUUGCCCACGUUGCUAUGAUGCCCCGUAUCCUUGCAUUCCUUGUCCCAAGAGCUCGAUUCAGAUACAUUCAAAGGCUUUUGACUCCUUGGAAAAUUUAAGAAUUUUGCGACUUCACAGUAACUCUCUUCAGAGCAUACCCAGCAGCUGGUUUAAAAACAUCAAGAAUCUCAAAGAACUUGACCUCUCCCAAAAUUUCCUCAUGAGGGAGAUUGGAGAUGCUCAGUUUUUGACAUUUAUCCCCAGCCUUAUGCAGCUUGAUCUGUCCUUCAACUUUGAAGUGAAGGUGUAUUCUCCCUUCUUGAAUCUUUCUAAGACAUUUUCUUCUCUCUAUAACCUGGAAACUCUGAGGCUCAAGGGUUAUGUCUUUAAAGAACUGAGAGCACAAGAUCUACGUCCACUGCUCGGUCUUCAGAAUCUAACCAUGUUGGAUCUCGGGACUAACUUUAUUAAAGUUGCAGACCUGACAGUGUUUGAAGAAUUCCCAGCUCUUAAGUUCAUUGACCUCUCAGUGAAUAAAAUUUCUCCUUCUUCAGGGGAAAGCAACUUCUAUGGAUUUUGCUCUAAUCCUGGCAUUUCAGUUGAGCAAUACAACAGGCAAGUACGACAAGAGACGCAUUAUUUCAGGUAUGACGUGUAUGAGCGAAGUUGCCGUUCCAAAGACAAAGAGGCUUCUUCCUACCAAUCUAUAGUUAAGGAAGAUUGCCUUAACUACGGAAAAACUCUGGAUUUAAGCAGAAACAAUGUAUUUUUUGUUAACCCCUCAGACUUCCUGGGACUUAGCUCUCUCAAAUGUCUCAAUUUGUCAGAUAAUGCAAUAAGUCAAACUUUAAAUGGAAGUGAAUUCUCUUACUUGUCUGGAUUGAAAUAUCUGGAUUUUUCUAACAACAGGGUUGAUUUGCUACACCAAACUGCUUUCAAAGAGCUAAAAUUUUUAGAAAUUCUAGAUCUGAGCAAUAACCAGCAUUAUUUUCUGGCAGAAGGUAUUACUCACGUGCUUAGUUUUAUGAAAAACCUAGCCCAUCUGAAGAAGCUGAUGAUGAAUGAGAAUGACAUUUCUACCACUAUUGAUACAGGAAUGGAAAGCCAAUCUCUUAGAAUUUUAGAAUUCAGAGGAAAUCGUUUAGAUGCUUUAUGGGUGGACGGCAAUGCUAGAUAUUUGUCCUUCUUCAAGAAUCUGACCAGCCUGGAAGAACUGGAUAUUUCCUUCAACUCGCUCAGUUUUUUGCCUCAUGAUGUUUUUAAAGGAAUGCCUCCUAGUCUCAAGAUCCUCAACUUAACAAAUAAUCAACUGAAGAGUUUCAUCUGGGGAAGCCUCCCCUCUCUGAGGAACCUAGUAACUCUGGACCUGAGCAAUAACCUUCUGACUACUGUUCCCAAAGAACUGUCCAAUUGCACCUCAUCACUCCAAAAACUGAUGCUCCGAAACAAUCUCAUUCAGCGAUUGACCAAACAUUUUCUCAGAGGUGCUUUUAAACUGAGGUACUUGGACCUCAGCUCAAACAAGAUUGAAAUAAUUAAGAGAUCCAGCUUCCCUGAGAAUGUCAUUAACAACCUGGAGAUGCUGCUUUUGCAUGGCAAUCCUUUUAAGUGUAACUGUGAGGCUGUGUGGUUUGUCUGGUGGAUCAAUCAGACACAGGUGACCAUUCCUCUUCUGGCCACAGACGUGACCUGUGCUGGCCCAGGGGCACAUAAGGGAAGGAGCGUGGUUUUCUUGGAUCUGUAUACCUGUCAGCUGGACACGUCGUAUUUGAUCCUGUACGCUCUGUCAGCUUCAACCGUCCUUGGCUUUAUGGUGUUCACAGUGAUGAGCCACCUCUACUUCUGGGAUGUGUGGUAUAGCUACCAUUACUGCACUGCCAAGCUGAAGGGCUAUCGGCGCUUGUCUUUACCAGAUGCCUGCUACGAUGCCUUUAUUGCCUAUGACAAUGAAGAUGCAGCUGUGAAUGAGUGGGUGCUGCAGGAACUGGUUGAAAGGCUGGAAAACCAAAAAGCCAGGCAGUUCAAUUUAUGCCUGGAAGGAAGGGACUGGCUCCCAGGACAGCCGGUCUUUGACAACCUUUCCCAGAGCAUUCAGCUGAGCAAAAAGACCAUAUUUGUGCUGACCAACAAGUAUAUUAAAAGCGGCAGCUUUAAGACAACAUUUUACAUGGCUCAUCAGCGGCUUCUAGAUGACAAAAUGGAUGUCAUUAUCUUGAUAUUUCUUGAGAAGGUUUUGCAGAAGUCUCGCUAUGUCCGGCUGAGGAAGAGGCUGUGCAGAAGUUCAGUCCUGGAAUGGCCAACUAACCCUCAAUCUCAGCCCUACUUCUGGCAGUGCCUGAAAAAUGCUAUAGCUACAAGCAAUUCACUGGCUUACAACAAGCUUCUCCAAGAAACUGUUUAGCUUUACUCUCCCUUUUAAUAUUGUUAUGAUACACAAGACCAAAAUCUCCUGAGCAAAAGAUUCUGAACUUCAUUUGCAGAAACUGUCAAAGCAUGGAAGAUAAACCUGUUUGAAGUUAUCCCCCAAAAUGAAAUGCAGAACUACUUCGAAAUCCAAUAAUUCACUUGUACUCUGACAAGUUUGAACAGAAACUGUUGCCAGAAUAGAUGUUUAGUUGAUAUACACCUUGUUUUGCACUGAUGGCUGCACAGCAAAGGAAGAUGCUAAAAUGGGAAGGUAUGUGAGACAAAGUUCAGUAGGGCUUGCAGUCUGAUUUGUGAAAGCAAGGAUGGGGAGCAGGACAGCAGACAGGCAGAGGAAUAGACACAAAGCAGGUGGAGCAAAUCAAGUAAACCAAGGAGGAAGUGAGAAUAGAAAAAGAGAGGAAGGUAAAAAGUAAAAAAGAGAGGAAGGUAAAAAGUAAAAAAGAGAAAGUGGAAAAGGUGGUAAGAAAGGAGCAACAUGCAGCUAUACUAGAGCAUGGUGGAAGUUCAGAAGCAUUUACUGCUAAUUUCCAAAUAACUUUUUCACUUUGCCUUUCAUCUGCCUCCUGGGCUGUUGGCUGAGCUGGCUACUCCAUGAAGAUUUUAGGGCUCCUCUCUAAUGUUGUACUAUCAGUUUGAGGACCUUUUCCACCCAAGCCCUGAGUGACCACCCCUUCUGUAUUAGCUGGGUGUUAGCUGCUCCAGCCAGAGCUGGCACCUGAGGACAUACUACCUGUCCCCAGAAGAAAAUAUAGACAGAAUUUGGAAGUGCAAAGCAUGUAAGAUUAGGUCACACAAGGAAAGCAUCCUUCCCACUGUUUCUUCAGCUGUGCUGUUGUGCUCCUGAGCAGCCUUAAGCCCUCCUUCAUCUCCUUGUUCCCCAGGCAGGUCCUUCUCCCACAGCAACGGAUGGGCCACCACUAAACACUUGAGAUAGGAAUAGGUCUGACUUUGAGGACAUCCUGAAAAAGGGAAGAAACAUAAACACCUGUGUCUGCUCCCCACUCUGUUUCACAGUACAGACUCAUUGAACACAUGACAGUAUUUCAAAGGAAACCUUUUUUAAGGGCAGCCUAAACUUCUGAGCAUGACAUAGGCAGGUUCUCGGCUUGAUGUGAUGAUGUCUGUUUUGGGAGAAGCAGCACAUUUUCACCUUGCUGAGUGCUUCUGCCUGCAAUAGUCUGGGCAGCUUCUCCCCUCUUGCUCAAAGCCCUUUUUCUUUUCUGGCAACUUGUCUUGCUGACAUCUCUGGCUGAUGGGGAACUGUCACUGUUAACUGCUUUAAACUUGUUUAUUUCAGAUGCCACCUGCAUUUCCUCACCUAAAUGUUAUGACUGGUCCUUUCUUUAGGUAGCUCCUUUUUUAUUUAUUUGUAGGCAACAAGACAUAAAAAAAAAGAAACACAAGAAAAGAAACUUCAUAUAAUAAUAUUACUGAUGAGAAGGUUUUUUCCUAUCAGUUUGUCACAACAUUUUUAUUGAUUGAAUACAGAAGUAGGAAAAAGAUGAGGACCUGGUUAAAAACUGGGAGUUUUACAGUUAAAUUUUAAUAACAUGUAUUUCUAGUGGUUUUGUUUGUAAGCCUAAACAAUCUGUAUCUCUAAAUAUGAUGACAGAUCAUGUCACUCUCUCCAUAAGGUAAUUCUUGAAACAGGAACAUCUAUCCCCCAGUUACUCCCACACCAUCUCCCUCUGGCUCCCCACAAAAUGUCUGUUUGGAGCAGAUCCUCUUUCUCAGCCUCACUGAUUAGGGCAGGAACACCAGGUCACUUAGCCUUUCUGAGGUUGAGAGGAGAGGUAUUUUUAUCCCCUUCUGUUGACGAGCAUGCACAGUAUGGGUAUGAGAUGAGUAGCAAUGAGUAUAAAUUGGUACUGGUAUUAAGGGAGCUGACUAGGAAAGGUAUCCUCCUUGAUGUUCUUCAUCAAUUGCUACUUCCUUACAGAAAUUGUAACAGACCAUGGCUAGACUUGGUAUUUAGCCUAUGCAGACCAGAAAGACCACACAUGGAAUGGAAGAAGCAGAAAGAGGAGAAAGGAGGAAGAAUAUUGGCAAAUUUAUUGAAUUUUUACAGUGCUUGUGGAAUUGGCAGAAAAAAAUGUGCUAUUUACAUUACUAGCAUUAGUAAUUAGGCACAAACAUAAUAAUCACUGGAAGUUGGUAAGAAACAUCUAUACUUACAGCACAGGUUUAUAUGACUGUAAAAUCCUCUCUGAUCACUUUGAUCUCUCUGUUUUUAAGAACUGACACACGAGGAACUUGCAGCUGCCUCCCCUGUGAGAAAAAUUUAUAUUUGAAGGGACUUCUUAGAUCAAAGCAGGUCUGAUUUCAACACAGCUUGUUUAGUCUCUUGUUCUGCAAUAAAAUUGGAGUGCCACGUAGCAAACAUGAUAUUCCAUAAAGGAACUUUAUAACAGCAUCUUUAAAAAUACACUGUGUAGUAGAUCACACUGGGGGUCAACAGGCCCUCUAGAACAGUGAACCACUUUUAGUUUCUAAAUAUUUUUCUGAAUAUUUUCUUUCAUUUCACAAGCUGAGUUCUAGUCGCACUGUCUUAGCUAUGUGGUUUAUUUAUGUCAUACUCCCCAUAGUAAUAUCUGCAACUCUGGUAUCGUAUAUCUUACCAGUAUUUUAUUAAGAUUCCACAAGAGUGAGAAGGCCUGGAAGUAUGUGUUGCUUAAAAACACAUAUGCCCAAUCUUGUAUUUUCCUACAGAAAGAGUAGUUUUCAGCUAAAGAGCAAAAUUGUCAAUGAGUCCUUUGUGAAUAUGCCUUCUUUUUCUGCCACAAUUUUUUAUGCUUUUGCUUUGCUAACUGAAGAAAUAAUUGAAAUGUGAUUUCUAACUGAUCUCCCACAGUGACAGAUUACUUUCAGUGUAGAAGAACAAAGGGAAAUUUCCUGAAAUAUCAAACAAGAGAAGUUUUAGCUUAUAUUCUUGACUGGUUUCCAGAUGGUUCUUUGCCAUAAUUGAGAGUAUUUGAGGUCCACAAGUCUAUAUGGAAGGAUUACAUUCAUACAAGGUUAUGCUCCUAAACAUUGCAGCUGAGUUCUGCAUUCUGUUCAUAAUAAAAUUUUUUAACCUAA